GCCCUCGCUUCGUGUUUGUUCGCUUUUAUCUCUCGCCGCGAUCUCGCUCUAUACCACAGGACAGCUUUCAUCAUAAACCAGAUCACCUCUACUUCAGGACGCACACUAAGAUCUCCCAAUGGCAACCAUCGACGCUCAGGUCCUCAGGGAAAUGAUUAAACAAUUUCGAGUUCUUAUUAUAGGAAGAGCAAACGCAGGCAAAACGACCAUUCUUCACAAGGUCUGCAAUACCACGGAUAAGCCAGAAAUUUACGAUACCAAAGGACACAAGAUCAAUGCGGCCGUCGUGGAAUCAUCGAUCAAGCGUGGAAAUCAUGACAUCAGAAACGAAAUGGUGUUCAAAAGCAAUCCCGGUUUAGUCUUCCAUGACUCAUGCGGUUUCGAAGCGGGUUCUGAAGAGGAAUUCGAGGAUAUGAAGAGUUUCAUCUCAGAGCGGGCAAAUGCGACGAGAUUGGAGGACCGCCUCCAUGCGAUUUGGUACUGUAUUCCGAUGGACGACCAUUGGCGAACAUUUCAACGAUCAGAGGAGAAGUUCUUCUCAGAGUGCGACACUGGGCACAGCGAGUUUUCAGGUCUAUUUUCCUAUGCUUUGCUCGGACUAAAUGAUCCGUCUUCAGUUCCUGUGAUUGUGGUAUUCACCAAGUUUGAAGCUUUACGUCCAAUCGCGUUCGGAGAACUCAAGAAGCAACUGAAAGGGGCAUCAGGAGAAGAGCGCUCAAGAAUGAUUGCUCAGCGGGUCGAAGAACUGUUUACUAACACAGGUGUCUUGGAUCGGUUGUGCGCUCCUGACAACCGUGCACGUCCUAAGUCCCAUGUACGCUUGGCGAAUAUGGAUAAACCGGAUACGAACUGCAAUCUUCUACUGGAACACACCACUCUAGCAUUAGACAACAAAGAAUUGCAGUUGUGCCUGAUUUCAACACAACAGUCAAACCUGGAGCUUUGCAUCAAGUGUGCUGUCAGAACAAUCGUUCAUCGUCUAUUACUACCCGGGCCAACCAAUUUUGAAGUCGAUCAGUAUGAAAUUACUAAGUGGUUUCCACAUCUGAAAGUAAGACGAAGAUUGAUUCAUUCCGACGAUGCCCUUGUAAUAGCGCUCAUGAAUGUUAUCCAUCAUUAACAGCUGGUAAGAUUGCGUUUUAAGAAGGUCAAACAGCAUGAACAACACUGAUGACUUGCACCUCUUCACCUAUUGACAGUCGGUAAUUCGUAAGUGGCUUGAUGG
Molecule: messenger RNA, 1225 nt
Organism: Suillus bovinus
Lineage: Eukaryota; Fungi; Basidiomycota; Agaricomycetes; Boletales; Suillaceae
Exons: 8
Coding region: 119-1120 (333 amino acids)
Source: RefSeq, a predicted model, not a curated record